AUGUCGGUCCGGCUAGAUGUCAACCUCUUUGAUGCCAAUGAGGAGAAGACCAAGAAGACCAAUUGCGUCCCCUUGAAAGACUUCGACAUCUCCAAAAAAACUCUCUCGGAUGUACGAACGGCCCUCAUUGACAAUGGUGGUCUCGACGCCAGCAGAGCGGGGUCUUCAUUCUGCAGCGCAACUGGUGCCAAGGUCAAUGAUUCUACUCUAUUUGUAGACUACUUGGAGAUUCUCUCCGAGGAUGCGGAGGGGGAACCUGAGGAAGAAAAGGAGAAUAUGGAAGAGGACAAGGGAAAAAUGGACAAAAAAGAGAAAACAGAGAAAAAAGAGAAGAAAGAAAAAUCCUCCAAAGUCACGGUUCACAACGUUUAUAUAACGGUGAAAGACAAAAAAAGCACUGAUCGGAAGACAGAGGCAAAGGAGCUCAUCAAAAAAGAGCUGAACCUGAAGUUGAGUGUAUUAUUAUGA
Molecule: messenger RNA, 468 nt
Organism: Penicillium malachiteum
Lineage: Eukaryota; Fungi; Ascomycota; Eurotiomycetes; Eurotiales; Aspergillaceae
Exons: 2
Coding region: 1-468 (155 amino acids)
Source: RefSeq, a predicted model, not a curated record